AUGAAAAUGACUGGGUAAAUAAUUUAUGAUCUUGAUUCAUUAUUUGAUGAAUCAUAAGUGAUGAUAUAUUACAAACCUCAUGUGAGAGGAUUAUUUGUCGAUUUUGAUAAAUUUAUGGGAUAAAUUUCUGAAUCCAUCAAUUAUUAAAGAUUACUCAAUAGCUUAUAUAUUUUAACCAUUUGCCCCUGA
Messenger RNA from Paramecium sonneborni, 189 nucleotides. Lineage: Eukaryota; Ciliophora; Oligohymenophorea; Peniculida; Parameciidae. The record is from the annotation of a GenBank genome assembly.